AUGAAGAAUCUCGCCCUCCUUUUCUCGCUGGCCGGCGGCUUAAUCCAGCCCAUUUCGGCGCUUACUCUGCACGAACGCAGUCAACCGGCGACUCUACAAUACAAUGUCCAGCGGAGACACAACGCGAUUCGAUCUUCACACAAACGAGCCACUGUUGACGUCGAUAUCGGGAAUAAUGAGGUAGACUACAUAAUCAGCCUGGAACUGGGCACCCCCGGACAAAACGUCAGCGUCAUCAUCGAUACCGGAAGUAGCGAUCUUUGGGUCAACGCGGCGGGUACUGGCUCCGACAGCUCCAACAACUCCUACGGCACUUAUGACUCCUCGGCCUCCUCGACAUACUCUCUGGUCAAUGAUGAUUUCGUGAUUCAAUACGUGGAUGGAAGCGAAGCCGCGGGCGACUAUGUGAACGAUACUGUCAAGUUAGGAAACGUCACCUUGACGAACUUCCAGUUCGGUGUCGCUACCAACAGCACCAGCAGUCAGGGAGUCCUAGGUAUCGGAUACGCCAGCGGAGAGACCUCCGCUCAAUUUGGAGGCGGAGUCUAUGCCAACCUCCCCAAAGCGCUCGCCAACCAGGGCUUCAUCAACUCCGCCGCGUACAGUCUCUGGCUCGAUGACCUGGACGCCAAAGAAGGCACCAUCCUAUUCGGAGGAGUCAACACCGCCAAGUACACCGGCAGCUUGCACACCCUGCCGAUCGAGAAAAUCAACGGCGUCUACGACACCCUGGCUGUCAGCCUCAACGGGGUGCACGUCACAGGCACCAAGAGCACCAGCGUCAACAACACCGCCUUUCCCGUGGUUGGGGUUCUGGAUAGCGGCACCUCGCUGACCUACCUCCCCUCCGCCGCCGCCCAGGAUCUGAUCAGCGCCGUGGGCGCCGAGUACGUCGCGCGGGCCGGCUACGCGAUCGUCGACUGCGACGUCGCGGACCAAGACUACGAUGUUGUCUUCGAGUUCUCGGGUUUCAACCUCUCCGUGCCGGUGGGUGAUCUGCUCCUGGAUGCGGGCUCCUACUGCGUCUUCGGCAUCGUGCCCCAGGACUCAGACUCCGACGAAGGAGAGUUCGUGCUCGGCGAUACCUUCCUGCGCAGUGCGUACGUGGUUUAUGAUUUGGAGAACAACGAAGUCGCCAUCGCGAAGACGAACACCGACCCUGGCGAUGACCACAUCCUCGAGAUCGGCACGGGUUCCUCGGCCAUUCCCAACGCGACCGGCGUCACCUCGUCCUCGGAUAGCGAUUCGAAGGAGAGUCGCGCGACAUUGCUGCGGAUCGACGUCUCUUCUCUGUGUGCGGCAUUCGUUGUCGGAGCUCUGUUGCUCGCCUCGUAGGGCUGUUCAAACUCGCCUCACACUACAACCCUCUCUCUCACGCCAGAUCAUUCGGACCAGCUCUUAUUCCGAAUGAACCUUCAGCGCUCUAGAGAAUAUCAAUCACACCAAGAGGAUGCUGAGCCCUUCUGCUUGAAAGGGCUGAAAAACCAGCUUGUGGAGACCACGCUAGCCACUAUACGAGCCAGGAACAAAAGGAAAGUUCAUGUCAAGGCCUUGCAUUUUGGUCAUAAUCCUGAGCAAGGCCCCGAAA
This is a messenger RNA of Aspergillus brunneoviolaceus CBS 621.78, 1588 nucleotides long. RefSeq names its product pepsin-like aspartic protease. Gene Ontology annotation, biological process: proteolysis. NCBI's taxonomy places the organism in Eukaryota, Fungi, Ascomycota, Eurotiomycetes, Eurotiales, Aspergillaceae. The transcript has 3 exons. The coding region runs from base 1 to 1335 and encodes 444 amino acids. Gene Ontology annotation, molecular function: aspartic-type endopeptidase activity. The record is from RefSeq and is a predicted model, not a curated record.